AUGGCCGCGGCGAGAACAACCCCGCCCCCAGAGGAGGCGGCGCACUCCAAUGCAGAAUGCAAGCACAAACACGGCUACAGCAUGCUGCUAGACGAGGCCAUCAUCAGCCGGCACUCGACGCGAGUCUUCAAGGCCCAGCCCGUUCCCGAUGAGGUCCUGCGGUCGGCGCUGGAGCUGGCGACCCACGCACCGUCCAACUCCAACACGCAGGCCUGGCGGCUGUACAUUGUGACGGGCGCCGCGCUGGACCGGCUCAAGGCCGCGCUGUACAAGGAGGCCUCGUCGGGCGCGGCGCCCAAUAUCCCGCCGCUGCCCGAGCAGUUCCGCGCCUCGCGGUCCGAGCUCGGGCGCAAAGUCUACGGCGAGGGCUGGGGCAUCCCGCGCGACGACGCCGAGGCCCGCAAGAAUGCCGUGUUGCGGAAUUUCCAGUUCUUCGGCGGUCCAGUCGGCAUCAUUGUCUGCAUGAGCAAGCAGCUUCCCGGGUUUGCUGCCAUGAGUAUUGGAAUGUAUCUGCAGACGUUUCUCCUAGCACUGACGGAGCAGGGCAUCGGCAGCUGUGUUCAAGUCAGCAUUGCAGGUUAUCGAGAUGUCGUGCGCCAGGCCGUAGGCGUGGCCGAUGACCUCGAGAUCUUGUGCGGAGUGGCGGUUGGCUAUGAGGAUGAAGAAUUUAAUGUCAACAAGGUGCGCAUUGGGCGGUUUGGCGUCGAGGACACGACUGUCUUUGUCAAAGACUAG
Messenger RNA from Pestalotiopsis fici W106-1, 735 nucleotides. RefSeq lists its product as uncharacterized. The transcript has 2 exons. The coding region runs from base 1 to 735 and encodes 244 amino acids. Gene Ontology annotation, molecular function: oxidoreductase activity. The record is from RefSeq and is a predicted model, not a curated record. Lineage: Eukaryota; Fungi; Ascomycota; Sordariomycetes; Amphisphaeriales; Sporocadaceae.